This is a messenger RNA of Sesamum indicum (sesame), 1112 nucleotides long. RefSeq names its product Transport protein particle (TRAPP) component. Gene Ontology annotation, cellular component: trans-Golgi network; cis-Golgi network; TRAPP complex. Gene Ontology annotation, biological process: regulation of GTPase activity; endoplasmic reticulum to Golgi vesicle-mediated transport. NCBI's taxonomy places the organism in Eukaryota, Viridiplantae, Streptophyta, Magnoliopsida, Lamiales, Pedaliaceae. The record is from RefSeq and is a predicted model, not a curated record.
UGAAAUUUUGGGUACCCGGCUGAGAUUCAUAUUUAGGUAGAUGCAUAGUCUAAAUCUAAUUCCAUUUCGUUUAUAAAUCCCAAUCCCAAUCCCACAGGGGAGGAGAGGAAUCAAAUCGAAGGAUGGGAAGAGAAGUAUCGGAGAGCUGUGUGGAGAGUUUGGUGGCGGAGAUUGUCUCCUCGUAUUGCAGGGGAUUCUAUGCAGACAAGCCGGAACUCGCCGCUCCAAGGAUCGAAGCCAUUGGGUUUCAGGUCGGCCACCAACUGUCGGAAAGAUACACAAUGGAUCGGCCAAGGUUCACGGAUCACCUGGAGGCUAUAAAGUUUAUUUGCAAAGACUUUUGGUCUGAACUCUUCAAGAAGCAGAUAGAUAACUUGAAGACAAAUCAUAGAGGUACUUUUGUAUUGCAAGAUAAUCGGUUUCGGUGGCUAGCACAUAUGUCAGUCGAUCCAUCAGUAGAAACGACUGGUUCUAUUCAAGAUCCUUCAGCAAUGGCAGAAAACAGAGCAGCACAGGCUACUGGCUUGCAUCUUUACUUUCCUUGUGGAAUUAUAAGGGGAGCACUUUCAAACUUAGGAAUUCCUUGUGCUGUUUCUGCGGAUAUAUCCAACCUCCCAGCAUGUUCUUUCGUGGUCCGCAUAAAAGCCUGAUGUACAAGCUGUGUAUGGAGUAAUGGGGAUUGAGCUUCAGGUUUCAAAUUAUCACGUGUGUGGAAACUUUUAUUUCCUCUUACAAUUGGAGUUCGGAGUUUCUAGUGUACCAACUCUGGGAGCUCAAGUGUAACUCAAGUUAUCUCUUUUUAUGGGAUUGUGCUCAAAGUAAUUGUUAUUUUCAACUUCUGUGCCUUCUUAUGGGAGCUAGGAUGUUGUAAAGCACUAAUGAAAGUGGAAAAUAGGUUAUCCUUUAUGUUUCCUUAUGCCAAAACUAAGUAUCCUGUCCGUUGCAUUUGUCAUCAGAGUGAGUACUCUUCACUUCUUUUUUGCUUUUUCAUCUAGGGCAUUAAGGAAUUGGAUCCUGCACAUGCUUGUAGGCCAGUCUAAUGAAGUCAUUCCUGGUAAUUUAAGUGUAUGCAAUCAUUAAGAAAAGCAAGAUAUUUCAGUAUUUUGACAUCA